CAUGAAAGCGGUGGUCUCCUCUCUUGUAUAUAAGGUUCUCGUGGCAGUUUAUUGGCAGGUUCUGAAAACAACCCUUUCCCAAAGCUAACAAAACAAAAACAUGGGACACGGUGAUAAAAGUGGUCGACCAAAUAAGAAAUUCAAAUUCACAUCAAAGGAUGAUUAUAGAAGCUCAGUGGCUGAUGAUGAUGUUUUUUACCCUGAAGAAGCUGGGGAUGAUUUUCGCGAUGGCGGGACAGAAGGAAAAAAGAGGGAUUUUAGCAAAUUGGAAUUGAAGCCCGAUCACGCGAACCGCCCAUUAUGGGCUUGUGCAGAUGGGCGAAUUUUCCUUGAGACUUUCUCUUCUUUGUAUAAGCAAGCUUAUGAUUUUCUCAUUGCCAUUGCCGAGCCUGUUUGCAGGCCCGAGUCAAUGCACGAGUACAAUCUAACUCCACAUUCCUUGUAUGCUGCGGUGUCGGUGGGUUUAGAGACUGAAACAAUAAUUUCAGUUUUGAAUAAGUUGUCGAAGACCAAGUUGCCGAAAGAGAUGAUUGAUUUUAUACAUGCUUCUACUGCUAAUUACGGUAAAGUAAAGCUCGUGCUUAAGAAGAAUCGGUACUUCAUUGAAUCCCCAUUUCCUGAGGUAUUAAAGAAGUUGCUAAAGGAUGAAGUUAUAGCUAAAGCAAGGAUUCAACCCGAGAGUUCACAUGGAACUGAGGGAUUUACAAUUAGCAAAGCUGCGGGGGAAAUUGGAACUAGUCAUGAUGGAUUAUUGAAUGAAGCAGAAUUGGCUGCUGCAGCAGAAGAAAAAGAAACUCACUCAUUUGAAGUUGACCCUUCACAGGUUGAAAAUGUUAAGCAGCGGUGCUUGCCAAAUGCUUUAAAUUAUCCAAUGUUGGAGGAGUAUGAUUUCAGAAAUGACACUGUCAACCCUGACCUGAAUAUGGAAUUAAAGCCUCAUGCACAACCACGACCAUAUCAAGAGAAAAGCCUCAGUAAAAUGUUUGGAAAUGGCAGAGCAAGAUCUGGCAUUAUUGUUCUUCCAUGUGGAGCUGGAAAGUCUCUAGUUGGUGUUUCUGCAGCUUGUCGAAUAAAGAAAAGUUGCCUCUGUUUAGCAACAAAUGCUGUUUCUGUUGAUCAAUGGGCCUUUCAAUUCUCGCUCUGGUCAGACAUUUCACAGGAUCAAAUUUGUCGUUUUACAUCUGACAGCAAAGAACGAUUCAAGGGAAAUGCUGGGGUUGUGGUGACAACAUAUAACAUGGUUGCUUUUGGUGGAAAACGAUCAGAAGAAUCUGAAAAGAUUAUUGAAGAAAUAAGAAAUAGGGAGUGGGGACUUCUUCUAAUGGAUGAGGUCCAUGUCGUUCCUGCUCAUAUGUUUCGUAAAGUUAUCAGCAUCACUAAAUCUCAUUGCAAACUUGGGCUUACUGCAACACUUGUGAGAGAGGAUGAAAGGAUUACCGAUCUGAACUUCCUUAUUGGUCCUAAACUAUAUGAAGCAAACUGGUUGGAUCUAGUAAAAGGGGGUUUCAUUGCAAAUGUGCAGUGUGCUGAAGUAUGGUGCCCAAUGACGAAAGAGUUUUUUGCUGAGUAUCUAAAGAAAGAAAAUUCAAAGAAGAAGCAGGCACUUUAUGUGAUGAAUCCUAACAAAUUCAGGGCAUGCGAAUUUCUUAUAAGAUUUCAUGAAGAGCAGCGCCGUGAUAAGAUAAUUGUCUUUGCUGAUAAUCUUUUUGCACUCACAGAGUAUGCAAUGAAACUUCACAAGCCUAUGAUCUAUGGUGCAACCAGCCAUGCUGAGAGGACAAAAAUUCUCCAUGCGUUCAAAACUAGUAGUGAAGUAAAUACUGUCUUCUUGUCUAAGGUUGGUGAUAACUCGAUUGAUAUUCCCGAGGCAAAUGUGAUAAUCCAGAUAUCAUCACAUGCUGGUUCAAGAAGACAAGAAGCUCAACGAUUGGGUCGUAUUCUGAGAGCAAAGGGUAAACUUCAAGAUAGAAUGGCAGGAGGCAAAGAAGAGUAUAAUGCUUUCUUCUAUUCUCUUGUAUCUACUGAUACACAGGAGAUGUACUAUUCAACCAAAAGACAACAGUUUCUGAUUGAUCAAGGUUAUAGCUUUAAGGUGAUAACAAGCUUGCCUCCAGCUGAUUCAGGAGCUGAUUUGAGCUAUCACAGUCUUGAGGAUCAAUUGGGACUUCUUGCGAAGGUUUUGAGUGCUGGAGAUGAUGCUGUUGGUUUAGAACAGCUAGACGAGGAUGCAGAUGACAUAGCUCUUCACAAAACCCGUCGCUAUAUGGGAUCCAUGAGUGCCAUGUCAGGUGCAAACGGGAUGGUUUAUAUGGAAUACAGUACUGGGCAGAAGGGUGGGAAGGGCCAGAUAAAGGGUAAGCCCAAGGACCCAUCCAAGCGGCAUUAUUUGUUCAAAAGGCGCUUUGGCUGAGAUAGCAACUGUACGGAUGCCAGUUAUCGGUGACUUUGUUGCAUCAUCUAAGGUUUUACCAAGAGAAGGGAAAGUUGCAAGGAGCUCUAAUUUACAACUUUAUUGGUCGUUACACGACUUUUUUAUAUGUGAUGUUGAUUUGAGAUGAACAUGCCAUUGCAAGAGCUAGUGGUCAUGGUCUACCUUUCGAAAGUCAGUUUUUGUUUGUUUAUGAAGCCCUCUUUCUGGUUGGCAUACCGUGCAAGUGGCGAGAUUCCCUCUUCUUUUUUGUUCUUUAAUCGGAAUGAGUCAGUUACUUCUUCGAAAGCAAAGGAUUUCUUACAACCUGGUUGUUUAAUUAAACUGUGUGAAGGAUAAGAAGACAUUUAUGAUGCUUCUCGGAGAUAUAUUGUAAUAUAGUAAAUGUAAUUUACCUUGAAAGAUGCACGAUAUCCUUUCUAUUAUAAAGAACUUUUGUGCUUGCGAUGCAA
Messenger RNA from Populus euphratica (Euphrates poplar), 2880 nucleotides. Its product is annotated as DNA repair helicase XPB1-like. NCBI's taxonomy places the organism in Eukaryota, Viridiplantae, Streptophyta, Magnoliopsida, Malpighiales, Salicaceae. The transcript is spliced from 20 exons. The record is from RefSeq and is a predicted model, not a curated record. The coding region runs from base 101 to 2410 and encodes 769 amino acids. Gene Ontology annotation, biological process: nucleotide-excision repair; transcription initiation at RNA polymerase II promoter. Gene Ontology annotation, cellular component: transcription preinitiation complex; transcription factor TFIIH holo complex; nucleotide-excision repair factor 3 complex. Gene Ontology annotation, molecular function: ATP binding; 3'-5' DNA helicase activity; DNA binding.